AUGGUCGCAGUCCGGGAGUACGCUCGCGCGUUGUCGUCACCAAAACCGUUAACCUUAUUCGAAACAAGCACCGCAACAAAAACAUCCGACACCCGUAUCCGAAAAAACAUGUGGAAGUCUGCUACAGGAACCGAACAAAAACCUGCCAAGCCAUCGGACGACGACGAUUGGGAUACAGACCCAGAUUUCGUCAACGAUGUGUCAGAGAGAGACCAGCGAUGGGGGAAUCAGAAAACCAUAGAUACGCAAGGCGCACCCAAGACGGAGCUGACUAUGGAUGAAUUGCGGAAGCAAGUAAUCGAAAAGAACGAAAAGGCCGCAAAGGACGAAUGGAUCAGGCGCAACGGGAAAGACGUCAAGGAAAGCUAUGGCGUCGGCAAGAACGGCAAAGUGUGA
Messenger RNA from Fimicolochytrium jonesii, 396 nucleotides. RefSeq lists its product as uncharacterized. NCBI's taxonomy places the organism in Eukaryota, Fungi, Chytridiomycota, Chytridiomycetes, Spizellomycetales, Powellomycetaceae. The transcript has 4 exons. The coding region runs from base 1 to 396 and encodes 131 amino acids. The record is from RefSeq and is a predicted model, not a curated record.